Symbiodinium natans is the source of this 3837-nucleotide messenger RNA. The record is from the annotation of a GenBank genome assembly. NCBI's taxonomy places the organism in Eukaryota, Dinophyceae, Suessiales, Symbiodiniaceae.
AUGGUUAAACACAUCAAAGAGUCUUUGGUGGCUGCUUCGAAGCAAGACGUCUCCAAGGCCAAGGAAGUUGGGCAGACCUUCAUGAGCAGAAUUGCUCGCCAAGAGCCUGUCCCGCUUGUGGAGCUGCACCUUUUUCCAGGGAGUGCCUGGGCAGUCAAUUCUACUUGGAGGGCAUUGCUCGUCCCACGGGUCCGGGAGCUUUUCGGCAAGACCUUCUUCCUCUGUCGGCCUGAGGUUGAAAUCCAAGAGCCUGGUUGGACGCCUUGUGUGGCGGAGCUGCCCUUCGAACCUCUUCCGACGCGCCUUUUGCACCUCAUGCACAGGUGGAGCCCGGCAAUCGACCCGCUGCGCUCGACGCCCCACAGGCUGGUUCUGACAGCGGAGGUCUUGCUACUGCUCGUUACGGCUCUGGCUGUGUGGCAGCUGCUGCGCUCGCCGCUGCAACUGCUGCAGACUGGCUGGGAGCAAUACAUGGCUCCGACGCUGAGCCCGCGGAAGGAGAAGCUGCUGCAGGAGGAGUUGCCAAAAAGAUAUACCUUGACGCAGCAUGCAUACUUGUACAAAACUGCAGGCGGCGAGGUGGAAGCAGUGCAGCCCCUUGAUGCUUGUCAUGAUGUGACGAUUCUUGAGAUGACAGAGGCCAGCAGAGAGAGGCGCAAUCUCUUCGCGCAUCUUGAACACCUUCUUCUACACCGAAAUGAGAGUGCCGUGUGGGGACGAGUGGAAGAUCCCGCAGGCUGGGUCGUCCUUGUGAAUGAGGCCGACAACCUGCGAGUCAUUGCUGCAGGCGAAGUUCCAGGUUCAAUGCCGUUUGGUGCCAAUGCCAUUCUUCUGGUGCCUGUCCCUUCCCUCUUUCGCCGGCUGCUGGUUUUGGCAGCGGCCCACGCUUCGGUGCAAUGGUUCCUUCUGGAUCGUCUGGCUAAGAUGUUCCAAAUCGCUGAGAUCAUGGUGAUCUCCUUCUGUGUCUUUGCGAUUCAUGUGGUUGUGUUGUGGCAAAUGGAGUUCACGAAUGUGGAAGCCCUGCGUUUUGAACAGGUGCUCGCGACGGAGCAGAAGCUCUUGCGCCUCAAAGCUCCCCGACAUGCAACAGCCUGCCUUAGCAUCGCUCUGGUAGUGUUGUUCGCCGCAUUUGUGGCUGGCAUCUUGAGAAGGCAUGCCGACCUGACAGAAACUCUUCUGUGCAUGGUUUCCUUGCUCACAGCGAUUGUGCUGCACGUGCUGGACUUCCGAGCAUCUGCGGCGGGCCUUGACCAGUGGAGAUCUCCUCAACUACAGGCUACGGAGUUUACCAGCUUCAGCAGCAAGGGCUUUCAGAGCGUGGAUGAUGGGCCUGAUGCAGCUGGAGGUGACAUGUCGAGAGGUAGAAACCUGAGGAAACACUUCGUGCGCUGGCUGUGUUGCGCCUUGUCUUCAGUUGGGGCCAUCAUCCUGGUGUUGAUCGUCCUGGAUGGCCUGCAAAUGAGAGGAGAGCUGCUAGCAUAUGGCAUGAAUCGUGGCUUCUUGAUGACUCCCCCACACAGUGAAGCAUUUACCAACACAUUGCUACUUCAUAAAAGCGUGGACUCUCUAUCCUUCACCUUCGAAGCAGGCCCCUUCACUUCUCUUGUCAAGUUGCGCUUGGAGCAUCCACUGAUGGCGCCAGAUCACCCGGCGGCUCAGCCUGUCACGAUCUUUGACUCUGCCCCGGAACAAGGAGCACAAGGAGGCGAGUACUCCCUCCCUCUGCCAGCCGGUCCUCUCUACGGCCGCCUCAUCGUGGAGGCCAGCAGCCCGCUGCACCCCAAACCCACGCAGUACGUUCUGCACCUUUUGCGCAUCACAGAGGCCGUCACUCUGUCUGUCCAGGCGAGCAUCAACCCGAGCCAUUUCGAAGAACGGCGCGCGGGCAAACCAGCCAUAUUCAAUGAGGAGCGCCGGUGGCUUUAUCAGCGUGGCAAUCCCACGUGGUAUGUGCCGGACCUGGAUGUGAGAGGCGACAGCAAUAUCCGGUUGAGGUACCUCCCAGUCGUUCUUGCGCCUUUGAUGGUAUUUGAGAGGGAAGGGGGGCACCAGGCGGACAUUAAUGGCAUGAGCAUGAUCGCAAUGAACUGCCACUGUGGGCCCGAAGUGCCGGGUUUCGGAAACUCUUGCGCUGUGGAGGAGCGCAGCAUGGUCCAUGUGCUGGACUUCCAAGUCUGCAUUUUUCAAAGAAUCGUUAAGGAGAAAGUGGUGGUGGCCGAAAGGCCCGGCAGCAUCCCCAGCAACAGCUCCAAGUUGGUCCAGUGGCUUCUGGACGUCAACAUUAGCGGCAAAUCUGCAGUCCUUCAGCUGAAUGGCUUAAGAGCUUCUUCCAGCGCUGUUUGGCCUCUGCAGAGGCCGAUGGAGCCACAGACGGAGGGCUCAGACCUUGUCAUCACCACCACCUUCGAGACACUGAUACCAACAGAGAGUCUUCUGACUGAAGUCACGCAACUCGCACUCGCAUCAACGCAGGACAUGACGGAUGCGGAGAUGCUUGCCGUGCCCUUGUCUUUUGUCUCCCACGCGCCUCCGAUCCAGCUGAGCAUCGGGGUAUCGCACGGGUUUUUCUUACCAGAGCCAUUGGAGUCAGAGGAGCGAAAUGAUUUUGCUGCUUGCUGCCUUGGAGACCUGACCCCGGUCACCGCGCACAUCCGGGACAAACGCUUCAUGGUAGCCGAGGCAGAGAUCAGCAGGGGUCACGGUUGCGACCGCCAGGGAAUCGUGAAGCAGAAGCUAUUCACCGCAGUGCGGAUUCGAGACCAAUCUUGUGAGCCCUACUGCUCCUUGUACCGCCCACGGGCCGACACUUUUGACGUGUCCGUGACGCUCUCCGUUGCGCGGUGCUUUGAACAAGCCAUCGACCUUGACGACCUCGCUGCCUUCCGCAACAUCUCCCAGAGCAUGUCUACUUCAAGGCAAGCAGUCUUCGAAGCUUGCGGUACACUGCAGAAGGCCGUGCAGCAGAAUCGGACACUCAUCGCCUCGGAGAUGCUGACUUCUUUAGGUGCCGACCCGAACGGAGGGUCUCAAGGCCUGGAGACGCCUUUGCAGGUGGCAGCUGAAGCUGGAAACCUUCCUGCCAUGAAGCUCUUGCUCGAAGAGAAGGCCACAGUGGAUUUCAAUGGCCCCAACAACCGCACCGCGUUGUUCUCCGCAGCGUCGAACUGCCAGGCCCAAGCAGUCAGGUACCUGCUGAAUUGGCACAGCGACCCGAAUCAGCUGGCGCUUCCCGACGCAGGCGCAAAGUGCAAAGUCACACCCCUGCUGGCGCUGUUCGGUGACAGCCGGUCGCAGCACUGCAAAGGCAACGAGCUGAACUCAGUCCUUGAGCAACUGGUCCAAGCCCAUGCGAGUCUGUCAGUCCUUGCUGAUCAUGACUGCAGCAUGGUCCAGACGGCCUUGGUCAUGGCGCUUGACAAGCAAGAUAAACAAGAUCUGGCCGUGGUGAAAAAGUUGCUGGAGCUGAAGGCCAACCCGAAUCAGGCGGGUCGUUCAAGCAGCAAUGAACUUGUCAUGCCAUUCGCUUUCGAGUUCUUCAAUCCUCUAUGGAAUGGAGCUCCUGUGGCUGAGUUCUCUCGGGUUGCCAAGCUGUUGCAUCAAUACAAGGCAGAUGUGGAUGCCAGCCUUUAUCCUGCUUACUUGACAACGCCCCUCAUGGCGGCUUCAGAAGCUUGCAGAGUGGACUUGGUGCAGAUAUUGCUGGGGCUGAAUGCAGACACCACCGUCCAAAACCCAGACAAGCAGACUGCCAUGGACCUCGCCUGCCAGGACGGUGGCACGGAUGCUGACAUCGAGAAGCUGCGGAGCGUCCUUGGCAACGUGACGGGAAGAAAGUAG